Molecule: messenger RNA, 561 nt
Organism: Scutellospora calospora
Lineage: Eukaryota; Fungi; Glomeromycota; Glomeromycetes; Diversisporales; Gigasporaceae
Source: the annotation of a GenBank genome assembly
UUGAAGAUGAAACUGACGACUCUGACGAAUUAGAUAUUAUAAGUAGAAGAAAUAAUUAUAAUGUUGAAAGUAAACCUGACAAUAGUAUGAAUACUUAUAAUUCUGGUGAAUUAGACAUUAUAAACAGACAAAAUAGCUAUUCUGUCGAAAGUGAAAUUAACAACAGUAUGAAUACAUAUAAUUCUGACGAAUUGGACUAUCACGUAGAAGGUGAAAUAGACAAUAGUAUGGAUAUAUAUAAUUCUGACAAAUUAGAUGCUAUAAAUAGACAAAAUAAUAAACUGACAUUUGACGAUCAAGAAAGUGCUGAUGAAUAUAACCUGACAUUUGAUACUCUAAGUAUUGCUAAUAAAUCGAAUCUAAUAUUUAAUAACUGGGGGGACAUAUUAGAAAAUAGCAAGAUUAUUAACGAAGCUGAAUUUCAGAGUGAUAAUAGCGAAAGUGAAAUAGACAAUACAGAUUUUCCAAGUACUGCAUACCAAGAUUUCAUAGACAUAGUAAUUAGAUAUAAUCUUUCUUAUACGGCUGGUGAUGCUGUAUUAAAGUUUAUGAAAAGAUAUG